Arabidopsis lyrata subsp. lyrata is the source of this 2872-nucleotide messenger RNA. Its product is annotated as ribonucleases P/MRP protein subunit POP1. Gene Ontology annotation, cellular component: nucleolar ribonuclease P complex; ribonuclease MRP complex. Lineage: Eukaryota; Viridiplantae; Streptophyta; Magnoliopsida; Brassicales; Brassicaceae. The coding region runs from base 320 to 2797 and encodes 825 amino acids. The transcript is spliced from 10 exons. The record is from RefSeq and is a predicted model, not a curated record. Gene Ontology annotation, biological process: tRNA 5'-leader removal.
AAAAAAAACAGUGUGUGUAUAUGAAUCGAAAAAGACCUUAAUUCUCAGAGAUUUAUAAAUCUUGGGAAAAUUCUGACCAAAUCUGUUUCCCUCUCUUUAUCUCUCCUUGUGUUGCGUAUUCCUCAGACUGAUUCUCUAAGCCGUGUCCGUGUGCCAGUGUCUGCCCUUGUUUUAUUAUCACUGCCGCAGUUCCUAUUCUUGCCCGCCAACUGUUCGUCAAAUUGCCUGAACCAAUUUCAUAGUAAGUUUUGUUCUUCCCAAAAGUUUGGAUUUUGGGGAUUCUGGGUUUUUUUCAAACUACUCCUCCGAGAUAUCAAGAAUGGCUACUACUUCGAAUGGAAACUCUAAGAAAAGAGAUGGUGGUUUAUCGUCGCUUGCCCCUCGCAAAAUCAACGUCCAGAAAUUCUCAGAGGCUCGAGCAGCGGAGCUCGAAUCUCUUCACUCCAUUGUGUCUGAACGUUUGAACAAGGACUUUCGAUCAAAGAGGAAUAAGAGGAGAAGGACCAAUUCUUACAAUAAUCAACCUGCAAAGAAGCGUUAUAUACAGAGGCAGAAAUCAGAGUCAUUGAUUGGUCAAGUAUCAGGAGGAGGAGACCAUGAAACAAAGAUCACUAGACGAGUUAAGAGAAGAAUGGAACUUAAAGGGAACCCUCAAUCUGGUUUUUGUACUUCUGGUGAUGGGACAAAGAGGCUGAGAACACAUGUUUGGCAUGCUAAACGAUUUACGAUGACUAAGCUUUGGGGCUUUCACCUUCCUCUUGGUUUACAUGGAAGAGGAAGGGGAUCUAGGGAUGUCUUGAAGCAAUCUAGGCAAGGUGUUCUUCUUCAUGAUGCAAGCUAUCACAUUGCUGUGCAAUUGGAGGGUCCAGAGGGCUCACUCUUGUCGAUAUUAAAUAUGCUACUAGAGCCUUCUCCUUCAUCUCAUUCCAAGGAAGUUUUUGACUCUAUUCUCACAGGCCGUAGUUAUGAAAACGCCAUGCUUUAUCAUCUCGAACCACCAGUUUCUCAGGCGAUUGCUCCUGUAACUUAUAUGUGGAGACCUUCUCAGAUACCAAAGAGAAGAGAUGAGGAGAAAGGAGGGGACGGCAUAGGAACUGAUCGCCCAGUCUCAGAUAGAGAUUAUGUAGACUUUCGAAAACUUUGGGUGUGGAUCCAUGCUUCUUCCUUCACUGAAGGAUAUGCUAUUCUUAAAGUAGCUUGUCAGAAACAGAUGAAUGAGACAGGUGUCUCAGUUGAUUGCUUUUCACUCGAGGGCCAGCUUGCAAAACUUGAGAUUUUUGGUCCAAAAGCAUCUCAUCUUCUCCAGAAGACCCUACAUCCUGCUUUAAGUAGCUCAGAGGAUACCUCUAUUUCUAAAAUGUGUUCAAUGGAAAAAGCUGAGGUUAAAAACGUUGCUGAUCCUUACAAAGAAGAGAACGUAUCAUCUGGCGCUAUUUUAGCACAGUUUGUCAUAGAUCCGCGGUUAAUCCUGAAUAGUCCACGUGAUGAUAGUACAGUGUCAUUUGAAACAACCAAAACUGAGCCUACUGAGUCACUUGAAACAACAACCAACACUGAGGCUGAAACUUUUCCUGAAGUUUUCAACUGCUUGUGGGAUGCAAAUCGUGAGCUGAACCCUCCAGAAGAAGAGAACAUGUUGUGUUGGGAAAAGCAUCAAAGUCGUCUGGAUUCUCUUUGCCUCGAUGACCCAGCUGCUGAUGUUCCAAAGGUAUCUAGUAGGCUAAGGAGUUCAAGGUCUUGUCCUUUACUGCUUCUUAAACAUAAAAAACUUGGGAAUGCACCUACCGGAUGGUCUCUUAUACUUCCCGUUAGUUGGAUCAAAGUCUUCUGGAAUGCCUUGGUCUCAAAAGGAGCUCAUGCAAUAGGUCAGAGGGAGAAACGCUGGGUUUCUUGUGAUGAUGGUUUGCCCUUUUUCCCAUCAGAUUUCCCGGACUGUAAAGCGUAUUCAUCUUUUACACUGAGCGAGGCUGCAGACUUGGAAGAAAAGGCACAACGUCGCCCUCCAGCCAUAAGACCUUUCAGAAUUCCCAUUCCACCUCCAUGGAAUAGUAUCCACGUCACACGUUCUAUUGGAGAGAGUUCCAAUCAAAAGCUUACAAGCAAUGGGACGAAUGGAGUGGAAAUUUCCAGUUCUGGUGGUAAUCUAUUUGAUGGUAUCGUGGCAAGAACAUCAGAUUCGCUGACUACUUUUCUCCAAACAUUCACAAGUGACAACUUGCUUUUAUUACCUCACAACACUUCAAAAACAAACCUUAUGAAGAAGCUUCAAGAAGAUGAUAAAAAAGUAAGAGCUCAGAUCCAUCAGAGUAGUAAGAAACUGUGCCUCGUCAGAGUUCUUUUACAUGCUUUCAAGGAAGGUUCUUUCGAAGAAGGCGCGGUUGUAUGUGCACCAACUCUUGCAGACAUAUCAUUGCUAAAAUCCAGCUGCGGUGAAGGAGAAGAAGGGCGUGUUACAAUGCCGCAAUCUUCUGUAAGUUCUUACUUUCAAGAACAACCUUCUGGAAGCUGGGAACUAAAUGUCUCCGAAGACACUCUUACAGAGCAAUCUCAUAGAUGGCCAAUCGGGUUUGUAACAACAGGAUUUGUCCGGGGGAGUAAAAAGCCGGCGGCAGAAGCUUUCUGUGAUGCGGUGUUGUUAGGGAGACUAAGAGACGAGCAAUGGAGAGACAAAGAUGUAAAACGGAGGAAGAAGCAGAUUUAUGUUUUAGUUAGAAACCUAAGAUCUUGUGCGUUUAGACUCGCACUUGCUACCAUUGUCUUGGAGCUACAAGACUCUUGUGAUGUCCACUGCUUUUAAAAAUUCACAUUGUUUUGUUACAUAUAAACCGAAAAAGACAUGUUAAGAAAUGUGAAAGAGAAUUACAUUUUUCCA